Messenger RNA from Lasiosphaeria miniovina, 2985 nucleotides. RefSeq names its product fungal-specific transcription factor domain-containing protein. The record is from RefSeq and is a predicted model, not a curated record. Lineage: Eukaryota; Fungi; Ascomycota; Sordariomycetes; Sordariales; Lasiosphaeriaceae. Gene Ontology annotation, molecular function: RNA polymerase II cis-regulatory region sequence-specific DNA binding; zinc ion binding; DNA-binding transcription factor activity, RNA polymerase II-specific. Gene Ontology annotation, cellular component: chromatin. Gene Ontology annotation, biological process: regulation of transcription by RNA polymerase II; DNA-templated transcription. The coding region runs from base 1 to 2985 and encodes 994 amino acids. The transcript has 2 exons.
AUGGAUGGUGGUUUACCCAAUUAUUCGACGAAUGUCAUAAACAACACGUCGGCGGCCUCGUAUUCUUCACCAUCAGCUAUACCAUUGCAUCAUCUCCAGCAGUCUUCAGGAGGGCCUCCGCAGACACUGCCUCCGCUCCAGCCCAGCAACCCUGCUAUGCAACAGCCCCCCUACGGCGGCUAUCCACCAACUUCCAGAGCAACAACAAUGGCUAGCACCCCGGGUUCGACCAACACCAUGGCCAACUAUCCACCACCGCCCCCGCAAAACGCCGGCCGUGGUGCUGGCUAUCCCAUGAUGACCAACAACGGGUACGGGCAGCAGCCGUACCCCUCUUCGUCGGCCAUGUUGCCGCAAACUACCACCGCGGCUUCUCACUCCCAACCUAUUGCUCCGGCGCCGUCUCCAGGCGGCGGCCGUGUGCCCCCUGUCCUCCGCCCUAUGCCAGCGGGAGGGGUCAUGCAGCAGGGCAUGAACUCGCCCUACGGUCAAAGUCCACUCAUGGCUCAACAGUCGAUGCUUCCCGAAGGGGACCAGCCAACUCAUGUUGUCGGGUCGCAGGGCCGAAGGGGAAUCUUGCCAAGUGCGCCUGGAAGACCUGCUGCUCCCCAGGCCGGUGCGGGCCCUGCGAAGAGCCAGAUACCCCAAAAGGACGCAGACGGGAAGUUCCCCUGCCCCCACUGUACCAAGACUUAUCUGCACGCGAAGCACUUGAAGCGUCAUCUCCUUCGACAUACCGGCGACCGACCCUAUAUGUGCGUCCUUUGUCGCGAUACGUUCUCUCGCAGUGACAUCCUGAAGCGUCACUUUAUAAAAUGUUCAGUUCGCCGUGGCAAUCCGACUGGCGCCAGUCACCUAUCGCAUCCCCAGGCGCAUGUCAAGAAGAAUGCCGCCACGCAGCAAAAGACCAUGGGUGGCGAGGGCGACGUGAACCAUAUCAACGGUAUGGGAAACAUGCCAGCAGAGGGGAUGGUCCACCCGUUUGGUCUUAUUCCCGCUCCCGAUGGGAUGAGUAACAUUGCCAACGAUCAGAGCCAGCUCUCGAGGUCCAGCAGCAUUAACAGACUCGAGGAUGCAAACCGCGACCGAAGGAGCAUGACGGGCUCGGUCAUGGGCAACCCCUCGACCCGCGGAGGCAGUUUUGACCAGCAGUAUAACGGCGGCGAUGUUGCGAACAACAUGACGUCGAACAUCAACCCUCAGCUGGCCAACUACAGCUUACCGCAGGGUCAGAAUGGGAUGCAGCAGAUGUUUGCAGGGUCAGGAUCGACUGACUGGUCGCAAAUGUUUCAGGCUGGUGCGCACACCUCCUACGUCAAUGUGUUCCCCCCUAAUGUUGGACAGACGCAGACCGUAAUCAAACAAGAGCCUAAUCCUAGCGCCGCGCGAGCGGUUGGCGUUCCUGGCGAAACCCCCACCGACUCGAACCACUUCCCCUUGUGGGGAGUGCCCUCGACGUAUCCGAAGUCUUAUCAACUACUCUCUAGCAAGAUAAUCAGUUUUCUAUCCCCCCAAGAAGCCGCCACGAACCUCGCGGCUUCGAACCACGUUAGCCUAUUUUUCCAGCCCGGCAAUAUCCGCAACUUUCUUGAGAAUUAUACUCACUUUCACACACACUUCUCUAUACUUCACAUUCCCACAUUCAAGGCCAUGGAUGUCUUUGUUGGUCUGCUGGCGGGAAUGUGCUGUAUUGGGGCGUGCUACUCCGAGCGUGUGUCUUCAGCUAACGUUCGCGAGAUUAUGGAUUAUCUGAAGACCGCCCUCGAGGCAUCUUCACGACUGUUUGCCUCCAUAUCUGAAGACAUCAAACCCCAGGUCGAUUACGAGCACGACGCAUUUAGAAGCAUGAGAGCAGACCUAGAAGAGCUACAGGCCAUUAUGCUCUCUCACAUUUUGUUCGUCUGGCAUGGAACAUCCUUCCAGAGAGAGAAAGCACGAAAUUCUUUUGCUUUGGUCGCCUCACUGGCUCGGAAUGCUGGGUUGCUUCAGAUCCCCAAGAAUUCGACAAUUUAUAGCCAGCUGCACCAGUCCGACGUUCCAGUCCAGGUCAAUAGCCCAUUCAGUUUCGAUUGGAUGACUUGGGUCGAGCAGGAGAAGCGCAUUCGGACAAUGUAUCUCAUAUUCCUUUUUGACGUGGCUCUCGGCCUCUAUUUUAAUGCGGGCCUUCAGUUUGAUGCCCUCGAGAUUCGCCUACCGCUUCCGGCAGACGACGCGGCGUGGGAUGCCAGCAGCGCACGCGAGUGCGCCGAGGCACUAGGCCUUCACGGCUCUGAUCUCGCGAGGAUGCGGAAUUCUGACGGAACCCAGCGGUGCAAACAGCCUGAGAUGCAUUUGGUACUGAAGGCUCUUCUUGAAAGCUCGUAUGAGAUCCAACCAGGUGCAACAAAUCUACAGGGAAAAUUCAUCCUAAUCCACGCUCUGCUUGCCAUGAUGAAGCGAGUCCAGUUGGACGGCGGUGCUGCUAUGGCGCGGUCGAGCACACCACUUCCUCAAAACGCCUGGUUUUUAGGAGUUCAGGGGCCUCCAAGCGCGAACAGCAGCGGUCGGGUAACGCCUGUGGACAUGGGCGCUUCCUUGUUGGACCAGGCGACUACGAAGACAUUUUUGACCGCUCUGCAAAAAUUCAAGUACAACUGGGACAACGACAUGGUGACUCAGUUCCCUCCGUCUGUGGUAGUUCAUCCGCGCCGGUAUGGGUUCUCUCGGGACGGCAUUCAUUUCUACUGGUUGGCAACCUAUCUUCUGUCAAGAACGCGGAUGGCGGAUUUGCGUACGGCACCGGACCAACGUUUCACAGAAGUGAUCCACUUGCUUAAGUCUGUCAAGAACUGGGUCAUGACGGACGGCGCGGCUCGUGGAGAGGAACUGGGGUCGGUUGGAGACAUUGAUGAUAAUUACGGGCUCGCGGAUUUGACGCUGGACAUGACACAGCUUUUCAAGCCUCUAGCUCGGAUGGGGAAGCCGCCAAGAACCACAACUGCUUAG